GUAAAACAAUCCAGAAAAACAGGUGAGGGCUUGAUAAUAAGCAGAAGGAUGAACGUUAGAGGAAAGUAAGCGUUUUCUCUCAAGACAAUUUGUUUUUAUUCAAAAGCAAACAGAAUUUCUCCAGCUCAGCCUUUUUUGCAGCUCGUCUCCAACAACAUGAAGGCCGAAGACAAACUUCAGAUCAGAAAAUUCUUUUUCAUGCUGAUCAACUCCUUGUUUAUUAUUCUUGGUAUCAGCCUUUUUGGAGCUUCGAUAUGGAUCUUAUUUGAUACAAGUACUGUCAUAACUGUUUUAAGCAAUGAGACGGACGUCAAGGUGGUGGCCGGAGGGCUGUUUAUUAUCGGUCUGGUGGUUGUCGGUGUUUCCAUGUUGGGCUGCAUUGGAGUUUGGUUAGAAAACAGAUGUUUCAUCGCACUUUACAUGGGCCUCUUAAUUGCCAUAAUUUUUGGUGAACUUUUUGUCACCUUCUUACUACUGGUGAGACGGAACCAAAUUGAGACAUUUUUGACUGAAAGUGUCGAUGCCAUCAUCAGCAUGUACGGGGUUAAUGGUACACAAACCACCUGGAGUCUUCUGGACAGUGUGCAGCAGUCUGCAAAAUGCUGCGGCAGACAGAACGCCAGCGACUGGAAGACAAACGAAUUUGUUCAGAGCCAGAACACAUCUGAUAUCUACCCCUGCUCGUGCUUCAAUGGGAGCUGCCCUGUAUUCCUGGCCAACGAGAUGUACUCGUUUGGAAAUGGGACUCAUAUCUACAUAAUGGGCUGUGAGGAGAAACUAAAGGAUUGGUUUGAAAAGAACGUAAUUGUGAUACUUGGCAUGGACCUUGCACUCCUAUUCAUUCAGAUCCUGCAGUUUAUUUUGGGACUUCUAAUCUUUCGGAACAUUGGUACGAAGAUUAAAGAUCAACAGCCUGAAAAUCUUCUCAAUGCAAUGGAAGAAAACCCAGCAUCAAGUUCUGACCCUUACCAAAACGAUCUGGAGAACUACCAGUCUUACACAAAUACUUCUGACCAGCAGCUGCACGAUGCUUAUAAUCAAGAACAUUCUGGACAGAGUUAUUACCAGUAUCACGAUCCUCAACAUCAACACAACUCUCAUAUGGAUGACCAGAGAUGGAACGACGGGUAUGACAACGCGGGACAGAGUUAUGAUCAGUAUGAAAGCCAGCUUUAUCAGCGCCAUCAUGACCCAAACCCCAACCAUCACAUCUAUAACCAGACAUUUGAAGAUGGUUAUGAACAACAAUAUGCUAAUACGAGUUAUAACCAGUAUCAAGGACAACAGUACCAAUAUGACCAUGACCUUCAUUACAGGCAGAGCUCAAAGAGCAAUUAUAGCUCGGGUUAUGUUCAUGAUGACUACAGGAAUAACUAUGAAUAUUAAUAAUCAACUCCAAAAUUAUUGGCACCUUUUCAAAGUGCAAAAAUGACACAAUAAUUAAAAAAAAUACAUUUGAAAAAUUGAAGAAAACACUUGAGCUAAAAAGCAAUUUCUUAAAAGAACAACUUGUUGAAAUAAAAGUCUUUUUUUUUUUUCCUCAAAAGAAACAUCCCCAUAAUUUAGUAAACAGGGCCAGAUCCAAUUCUCACUAACAGGGUGGGCCAGGAAGAUUUUUUUUUUUUUUUGGGGGGGGGGGUUAUAUAUCAAAGAUUCUUUACUGUCAAUUCGCUAAAUAUCCAGGACAUAUAGGAGAAUCAAAAUGCCAUUUCUCUCUCACCUUACUUGUAAAAAACAGAUAAAGAUUACAAAUAUAUGAAAAAUAUCCAUUAUCUGUAGCCGCUUAUCCUGUGCAGGGUCACGGGCAAGCUGGAGCCUAUCCCAGCUGACUACGGGCGAAAGGCGGGGUACACCCUGGACAAGUCGCCAGGUCAUCACAGGGCUGACACAUAGACACAGACAACCAUUCACACUCUCAUUCACACCUACGGUCAAUUUAGAGUCACCAGUUAACCUAACCUGCAUGUCUUUGGACUGUAGAGGAAACCGGAGCACCCGGAGGAAACCCAUGCGGACACGGGGAGAACAUGCAAACUCCGUACAGAAAGGCCCCAUCGGCCACGGGGCUCCAACCCAGAACCUUGUUGCUGUGAGGCGACAGUGCUAGCCACUACACCACCGUGUCACAUUUCUCUCUCCCCCUCGGGUAGGUGGGCCAACCUUGGCAUUGGGUGGGCCAGGCCCACAAUGCCCCCCCCCUGCAGAGCUGGGCCCAAUAGUUCUAGGGUUGACUGUAUACAUUCUUAUCCUCAUAGAUUUUAGUUUUCAUUUCAUCAACUGAUCAAUUUAUUAUGUAUUCGGUAUACAAAAUGCAUAGUUUUUUUUCAACUUGGUAUUUUAUUUAUAAUACUGUAUAAUGAUUUUUAUAAAAGUUUGUAACAUACAGGAUAACAGUAUUUACUUAUUGACAUGUAAAGCAUAUAUAUAUAUAUAUGAAGAUGAAUUAGUGGGAUAGCAAACUAACUCUGGGUCCAGUUUAUGUUCGCUCACUUUAAUUACUUUGAAUCCCAGCUUAAAAAAAAAAAACAACAAAACCACUGGUUAGCUUAGCGAUGAAUGAAUGAAUGAAUGAAUGACUGAAUCCAGCUCUGUAGAUGAUACAGGUAUUUACUGUAAAAUGAGAAAAUCAGCAGGAUAAAUACUGUCAAGUUUUACUGGUCAAGUAAGUUGGAAAGAAAAUAAAUACUGUUUGAAGAGUUAAAGUUGGAAAAUAGCACAAGUCAUAUGACACACUCUUACUUCUGUCACUGUA
This is a messenger RNA of Neoarius graeffei (lesser salmon catfish), 2752 nucleotides long. RefSeq names its product tetraspanin-19. Gene Ontology annotation, cellular component: membrane. Bases 157 to 1386 code for a protein of 409 amino acids. The record is from RefSeq and is a predicted model, not a curated record. The transcript has 9 exons. Lineage: Eukaryota; Metazoa; Chordata; Actinopteri; Siluriformes; Ariidae.